Messenger RNA from Suillus subalutaceus, 1887 nucleotides. RefSeq lists its product as uncharacterized. Gene Ontology annotation, molecular function: RNA binding. The transcript is spliced from 4 exons. Lineage: Eukaryota; Fungi; Basidiomycota; Agaricomycetes; Boletales; Suillaceae. The coding region runs from base 130 to 1845 and encodes 571 amino acids. The record is from RefSeq and is a predicted model, not a curated record.
UUUUAGAAGGGCGAAUCGCUGAAUUGGGCGCCACUCCAUCUGGCACCAGGACCUCCGACACUCCCCAUCUACAACUUGAUCUCAGCGUCAUUCGAGUACAUUCCUUCACUCAGUACUGAGUACUCAAUCAUGAGUCUCUCAUCAUUUUUACUCGGAGGGAAAGCUACGAGCAACCAAAAAGUUAUUGACACGGAAUUAGAUGCCCUUUUUCAUACUCAGGUCCAAGAUGAUGGCAGCACUGCAGCGUCCAAUGACAAGAAGCGUAAACCGGAGGGAGAGCAGAGACAUAGUUUGAAAAAGCACAAGUCCGCACUCAAAGAGUCGCAAAAACACGAUUCCCCUCCAAAACGCGUCAAGCUGCGGGAGAACAAGAAAGAAAAAGUCGACAAGCGGAAAUUAGAAUCUCAAGAAAAAUUAAAGGCGAUCUCAGCCGUGGAGGGCAGCAGCGCUGAACACCGAGGGGCUGAACCUAUCGACAAUUCCGACUCCGAGGAGGAGAGUGGACCAUCUACGCUCGUACACGAGUCGCUGCUCAGUGGUGGUGCAAAGUCCAACCAACGUGCAUCCGCGCGCAAGGUGAAAUUCGCUCCGCCAGAUGAGUCCGAGGAACAACGCAACUUGCGCACGAUCUUCGUGGGUAACCUCCCGUCCGAGGUCGCUCAGAAACGACCUUUGCAGAAAAAACUCCAUAGACACAUUCUAUCGCUCGUGCCUACCGCAAAAAUCGAAUCCACAAGAUUCCGCUCCGUCGCAUUUCAAAACCCUACCAGUAAACUUCCGGAUGAUGGGAAAGAAAAGACCGACCCACGGCAGCACGGCUUAGACCGUGCAUCAUCGUGGCGCAAAGCUAAUCCCACAGCGGACGAACCAAAAAACGACGAGAAGAAGUUUCUUACUCCAAGUCAGAAAAAAAAAGUUGCAUUUAUCAAUCAUGAACUUCACCCCGGCGCCGAUUCAGUUAAUGCAUACGUCGUCUUCGCAUAUCCCCCUCCUCCGAAAGAGCGGCCUUCGAAUUUGCCACCCCUUCUACCAGUCAUGGACCCGCACGAGGCAGCUCGUCUUGCUGUCGAGACGUGCAACGGGACUGUUUUCAUGGACCGUACGAUCCGUGUAGAUUCUUUGGGCAGGCCUGCAGAUAGCGUUGGAAAGCAAAGUGCUCUCUUAGGUACUUUUGCGGGAGAUCCAAAAUCAUCGGUUUUCGUGGGCAACCUUGACUUUGCGAGCAAAGAGGAAGAUCUGCGGAUAUUCUUCGAAAGUCUUAUCACUGCCGAACGCGGGCCACCUAGUCAGGCUUCAGAUGCACCCAAGCAUUGGGUUUCACGCGUCAGAAUUGUGCGGGAUAAGGAGACUCAACUUGGGAAGGGCUUCGCAUAUGUGCAAUUUACGGAUCGCGUUUGCGUGGACGAAACUCUUGCAAUGGAAGAGUCGAAACUCAAAUUUGCAAAGCGCAAACUACGCGUUCAACGCUGCAAAAUACUCCCCAAGGGCUCCGCCACUGACAAAGCUGCCGCUUCAAAGACUGCAACCACUAGUCACAGUGCAGGUGUAGCUCCACCCAUCGACGUGCCAAAGGGCGAUCCCUCUCUGGGUGAAAAAAUUGCGACCCUCUCCAAAGAGGAACGAAAACAGAUCAAAGCAGCGGACGCUGACCGGCUUGCGCGGAGGAUGGCGAAGAAGAAAGCGAGAAUGGCGCUUGCGAAGGAGGGUGUGCCUGUACGUGGCAAGGAGAAGGACGUUGGACGAACGAGGAAGACGGGCGCUGCCAAGAAGGCCGCUAUCGCACCUCGUAAACAGAGCAGGAUCCGGAGUGAGAAGAGUAUGUCAAAACGAAAUAUGAAGAAAUGAUAUCUCUUCCUUUGUUCUUCAAGGGAAGAUUGCCGUGUCUCA